AUGGUUGGUGUUUCCCACGCUCUGCUGGCCCUGGCUGCUCUACGCCAGGCCAGUGCUGCUGCUACUUCGCACCGUCAGACAUGCAACAAAGUCCAGUAUGACUUCCCUGCGGGCACGAACAGGCACGAUCCCCGCGCCGAGGCUGUCAAGGAGGCGUAUGCGCGCGAGUGGAAUGAAUACUAUAAAUACGCAUACCCCAAGGACGACCUUCUGCCCAUCACGCACAAUGGCACCGCCGACCUGUUCGGCUGGGGCGCGUCCGUUGUCGACGGCAUUGACACGGCUAUUGUCAUGGGCCUGACGGAUAUCGUCGAGCAGCAGCUGAAGCACAUUGCAUCCGUUGACUUCACCAAGUCGGCUUAUAUCGUCGACUUCUUCGAUGUAAACAUCCGGUACCUUGGCGGACUGCUGAGUGCUUAUGAUCUGCUCAAGAGCGGCAUGUUCCCCAACCACUAUGACCCCAAGCUUGUCGACGCCCUGCUGUCCCAAGCCAAGUCGCUUGCGACGGCCAUCAGCCCGGUGUUCAACACCAUUACCGGUCUGCCUGCUUCUUCACGCAACUUCACGUCCGGUCAGGUCAUCCAGAGCACGACCACAAUCAAUGGAAAGACGUACAACAGCACCAACACCGCGCAGGCGGGCACCCUGAUCCUGGAGUACUACCGUCUUUCGGAUCUGACGGGCGACGAGUCGUUCCGAAAGAAUGCUCAAAGAGCUGAGGAGUUCCUGAUCAAGCCUAACCCGGCACCUACGUACCCCGGUCUCGUGGGCACAGAGCUCGACACGGACACGGGCAACUUCAUCACCUUCGACGCGGGCUGGGAGGCCGGUGUUGACAGUUUCCUCGAGUACCUGAUCAAAACCUACGUGUACCAACCGGAGGACAGCCUCGCUUCGCAGAUGAAGGACUUCUGGGUGACGGCCGCCGAUUCCAGCAUCAAGUACAUCGCGCUGCACCCAUACGAGCACCCCGAGCUCACCUUCCUGUCCCAAUCGGACUCAAACGGUAACCUCAUGUGGACGAUGGAUGACUACGCCUGCUUCGCGGGCGGCAACCUCCUCCUCGGAGGCAAGUACCUGGACCGGCCUGACUUCUCGGAGCUGGGCGUGAAGGUCGCCGACAGCUGCCACCGGUGGUACAACUCGACCAUCACCGGCCUGGGAGGCAGCGCAAUCUCCUGGUACAACGCUAGCAAUGAGGCUUACGACUCCUCCGCCGACAACAACGCGCAAGAUCGCGCCGCCGCCUCCAAGUACGGCUUCUGGUUCACAGACCCCUCGUACCGCUCGUACCCGGAGCCCCUCGAGAGUAUCUUCUACGCCUACCGCACGACGGGCGACACCCGCUUCCAGGACUACAACUGGGAGAUCUUCCAGGCGCUGAACACGUCUCGCUCUGCGGCCGUGCCGUAUGCGGAGAUCACCAAUGUGACUGCGCCGUAUGGUCUGCCGCUGGUCAACUAUGUUUCGAGCUUCUACUUCGCCGAGGUCCUCAAGUACCUCUACCUGUCCUUCGCCGAGCCGGAUGUCGUCAGCCUGGACCAGUGGGUGUUCAACACUGAGUGCCACCCCAUGAGGAUCCAGAGCAAGUGUGCCUAUGCUCACGGUGGUCACUAA
Molecule: messenger RNA, 1617 nt
Organism: Penicillium lagena
Lineage: Eukaryota; Fungi; Ascomycota; Eurotiomycetes; Eurotiales; Aspergillaceae
Product: glycoside hydrolase family 47 protein
Exons: 6
Coding region: 1-1617 (538 amino acids)
Biological process (GO): N-glycan processing; carbohydrate metabolic process
Cellular component (GO): Golgi membrane; endoplasmic reticulum
Molecular function (GO): calcium ion binding; mannosyl-oligosaccharide 1,2-alpha-mannosidase activity
Source: RefSeq, a predicted model, not a curated record